CUUAAAAGAAAACGAAAGAAAGAACACAAAAAAAACUGUUUCUUUAGUCUCUUCUUCUUCUUCUAGGACAUUGAUCGGAUCGGAUCUACAAAUAGCUACUGAUUUGUCUAUGAUCAGGAAUUGUGUCGAACACCUUCAAUGGAUUCUUCUUCAUCAGUCGUUUACGUUGGUUCAUCAUCCAAACCCAGAAACCUUCCAGCCAAAUCCAAAGGUUCGAUUACAUCUUUUUCAAUCGAUUCAAGAAGCACCAAGAAAUCAGAACGGCCAUUGAAGAAGGCGUUAAUACCAGAACCAGAAACAACUUCCCCUGAAGUUAUAGAAAGUUCUGAAUCCUCUGUUUCAGCUGAAUCCGAAACACCAAUUUCGAUUAUACGUAAGAAGAAACAAUCAGAGCCAAGAUAUUACCCUAGCCCAACGAACACGUUUUACACAGCGCCACUCUACACGGAAGCAAAACAGAGCUUUACCAACACAGAAGUCAGUGAAUGUGCAAGCAUAUGCACUAUCGGUAUAGGCGGUAUCGAUUUGGAGAAGAAUGGUGUAAUGAUAUACAGAGGAAGUACAGGGAGUGAUGUUAGUGACGAGAGUAGCUUGAGUAGUAUGAGUAAUGCAGCUUAUAAGCCACAUAGAGCUAAUAACGAUAAGCGUUGGGUUGCGAUACAGGAGGUUCGGUCUCGGGUUGGUUCGUCGCUUGAGGCUAAAGAUUUCAAGCUGAUGAAACGGCUUGGAGGAGGUGACAUUGGGAAUGUUUACUUAGCUGAGUUGAUUGGAACUGGAGUGAGUUUUGCUGUGAAAGUUAUGGAGAAAGCAGCUAUUGCAGCGAGGAAGAAGCUUGUUAGAGCUCAGACUGAGAAAGAGAUACUUCAAUCGUUAGAUCAUCCGUUCUUGCCUACGCUUUAUUCACAUUUCGAAACAGAGAAUCAUUCUUGUUUGGUUAUGGAGUUUUGUCCUGGUGGUGAUUUACAUUCUCUCCGGCAAAAACAGCGUGGAAAGUACUUCCCUGAGCAGGCUGCUAGGUUUUAUGUUGCUGAAGUUCUUCUUGCUAUGGAGUAUCUACACAUGCUUGGGAUCAUAUACAGAGACCUUAAGCCUGAGAAUGUUUUAGUUCGUGAAGAUGGACAUAUAAUGCUAUCCGAUUUCGAUCUCUCCCUGAGAUGUGCAGUCUCUCCAACGUUGGUUCGUUUCGCAGCAAUCACGCUCGAGUCCAAAAGCUCAAGCUACUGUAUCCAGCCAACAUGUGUAGACCAAUCGAGCUGCAUUGUUCAACCUGACUGCAUCCAGCCAGUGUGUUUCACUCCUCGGUUCUUGUCUAAAGGAAAGCACAAGAAGAAGUCGAACGAUAUGAGCCGCCAAAUCAGACCGCUCCCCGAGCUUAUCGCUGAACCGACUAGCGCAAGGUCAAUGUCGUUUGUUGGUACACACGAGUACUUAGCACCAGAGAUUAUCAAAGGAGAAGGCCACGGAAGCGCGGUUGACUGGUGGACAUUCGGGAUUUUCCUCUAUGAGCUUCUAUUCGGGAUAACACCGUUUAGAGGAGGCGAUAACAGAGCAACACUCUUUAACGUAGUUGGACAGCCAUUGCGGUUUCCCGAGCACCCAAAUGUGAGCUUUGCAGCUAGAGACUUGAUCAGAGGAUUGCUAGUGAAAGAGCCUCAGCACCGGUUGGCUUAUAGAAGAGGAGCUACUGAGAUUAAGCAACAUCCGUUUUUCCAAAGUGUGAAUUGGGCUUUGAUCAGAUGCACCAGUCCACCACAGAUCCCUCAACCGGUUAAACCAAUGGAUCAAGCUCCUAGUCUUCGUCAUGGUCUUAGUCAAGGACAUGGACAUGGUGUUCAUGAUAAUAAGCCUCCUACUGUGGAUGUGAAGCCUUCUGGUAAUUAUUUGGAAAUUGAUUUCUUCUGAUUUGUGGUUGGUUCAAUCUUGUACCGGCGUAUUAUGAUUUUACUUUUGGGGUUUGUGUCUAGAUUUUGUGUUUUAGUGAUGUGUUUGGUCUUACCAAAUAUUUGACUGUUGUGUUCUUCACAUUGUGGUGAGGUUGUAUCUAGUUUUUCCAAUACAUAUAUUCAAAACAAGUUUCUUUUAAUGCAAAUAUGGAAAUGUAAAUUUAAUCAUCAAUAGAUGUUUCUUUCAAUCA
Messenger RNA from Arabidopsis lyrata subsp. lyrata, 2134 nucleotides. Its product is annotated as serine/threonine-protein kinase D6PKL3. The transcript has 3 exons. Gene Ontology annotation, cellular component: cytoplasm; nucleus; plasma membrane. Gene Ontology annotation, molecular function: ATP binding; protein serine/threonine kinase activity. Bases 139 to 1902 code for a protein of 587 amino acids. Gene Ontology annotation, biological process: protein phosphorylation. The record is from RefSeq and is a predicted model, not a curated record. NCBI's taxonomy places the organism in Eukaryota, Viridiplantae, Streptophyta, Magnoliopsida, Brassicales, Brassicaceae.